Molecule: messenger RNA, 1356 nt
Organism: Hydra vulgaris (swiftwater hydra)
Lineage: Eukaryota; Metazoa; Cnidaria; Hydrozoa; Anthoathecata; Hydridae
Source: RefSeq, a predicted model, not a curated record
AUGGCUGAUUCUGAAACUUUUAUAGACAUCAAUGAAAUAAUGCAUAACCAACCGGUCAUUAAUGUCGGAAUGAUUGGGCAUGUUACUAAUGGCAAAUCUACCAUUGUAAAAGGUUUAACUGAUAAAACGACACAACAAUUUUCAAAAGAAAAAGAAAGAAACAUCACUAUUUGCCUUGGUUAUGCUAAUGCAAAAAUAUGGCGAUGUAACAUGUGUAAGUCGCCACAAAAUUUUAGUGCAUCGGACUCAACUGUUAUGCUAAAGAGGUGUAACAUGUGCGGUUCAAAUCUCGAUCUUGUAAUUCAUAUAUCGUUUGUUGAUUGUCCAGGCCACAACGAACUUACAACUACGAUGUUAAAUGGAUCAAGUGUAAUGGAUUAUGCUGUUUUAGUGGAGGCAUGUGAUAGCCAAGUAGUUCCUUCUCCACAAACGGCAGAACAUUUUGUUGCAACAAGAUUAUCAAACAUCCCGACAUGUAUGGUCAUAAUGAACAAAAUCGAUCUUGUAAAAAAAGAAGAGGCUAAAAAACAAAUUAAUUCCAUUAGCGAAUAUAUAAAAAAAAUGUAUGAGCCUGGUUUUGAAAAAUUGACUCCGAUUAUUCCGGUGAGUGCAACACUCGGAAUUAAUUUUGAUGUCAUUUGUCAAUGUCUAAGUCAACUUGUUGUGUUAGAUUCAAGAAACAGAAAUGCGCAUUUAUUAAUGAUUGUGAUUCGCAGUUUUGAUGUUAAUAAACCCGGAAUAGAUGUUUCAAAACUUAAAGGUGGAGUUAUCGGGGGAACAAUUAAACAAGGAACUCUUAAAGUUAAAGACAAAAUUUUGAUUUACCCGGGUAUGGUUAAAAAAAUUCCCGAUUCCGAUAAAAAAGAUCAAGGAGCCGACUUUUAUUACAAACCAAUUAAAAGCGAUGUUUUGAGUAUUAAAUCCGAGACAAACAAUUUAAAUUUUGCAAUACCUGGCGGUCUUUUAGGGAUUCAACUAACAGUUGACCCAGCUUUUACAAGAAGUAACUAUCUGUCCGGUUCUAUUGUAAUUAAAGACACUGAUACUGAUACAAAACUAAAAGUGUAUGAUAAAAUUAUUAUCGAAAUUAAAAAAUUCUUAUACUCUUAUGAAAAAGCAAACAAACUCCUUAAAAAAAAGCAAGAGUUAAUGAUAAACGUUAACUCAAAUAAUAUUGAUUGUGUUGUAUACAAAUAUAAUAAGUCAAAACAAGAAUUAUACCUAACACUUUUACAACCAGUUGUAAUAGACAGCCUAAAUAAUAGUGUAAUUGUCAUAAAUAAAAACACAUGUAGUGAUAUAAUCGGAUGUGGUGCUAUUAUCGAUGGCAUUGAGUGCGAACUAUUUAGUAUUUAA